Molecule: messenger RNA, 555 nt
Organism: Paramuricea clavata
Lineage: Eukaryota; Metazoa; Cnidaria; Anthozoa; Malacalcyonacea; Plexauridae
Source: the annotation of a GenBank genome assembly
AUGAAGGACAAUGAGGUAAACUAUCUUUUUAAUGCUUUUAAGAAUCAUGCUGCCGAUGACUCUGUGAAUACACACUCUGAUGAACCAUGCCAAAGUUUGAAUGCGAAAUAUGACAUCGCUAUUGCUGAAUUGGAUCUGGAAGUUACAAUUGUUAUAGCUUUGCUGCAUAAAGAACAGGAGAAAGUAGUUUCUCAUUCUGUUCAUAUUGGUGAGAUUGAGAAACAAAUUCAAAAUCUCAUAGCAGAGAACAAUAAACAGACUGCUCAAACUAUACAUGAAAAAGUAUCCAUUAACAUGCAGAUAAAAACAAUGAUAAACAAUGUGGAUAAAAGCAAUCAAAAUGAGGGUGUGACUUUAAACUCACAAAAAUCCUGUGUGGAAUCAAAUAUGUCUGUUGUUGAUCUUAGUCAUUUGGUAAACAGGGAAAAUUUGAAUAAUUAUUUUAAUAUAUCAAACACAGAGGGGAAUACUUUAUUAAAUAACCUUAGCUAUGAAGACAACGAAUGCAUUGCCAUUAAUAAUAGUACAACCAUAGACAUAACACAAGCACAAUAA